Messenger RNA from Medicago truncatula (barrel medic), 1063 nucleotides. RefSeq lists its product as uncharacterized. Lineage: Eukaryota; Viridiplantae; Streptophyta; Magnoliopsida; Fabales; Fabaceae. The record is from RefSeq and is a predicted model, not a curated record. The coding region runs from base 198 to 842 and encodes 214 amino acids. The transcript is spliced from 4 exons.
UGGUUCUUUUAUAGCCACAAACAUAGACCGCGCACAUUAGCCACCUUUACUUCUUCCUAACUAAACUACGCAUCUUGAGCUUCUUCUGAAGACUCUACUCUCCUCUCCACUUGCUUCUUCCUCUAGAACAAAAAGUUGAAACCUUUCAAACUUUCUCUGCCACCAAACCAAUUUCUUUCUCUCUCUCUCUCUCUCUUAUGGCGUUUUUGAGACCAACCCUCUCUCAACUUUCCCUUUCACAAUCCAAUUUUCCCAGAAAUUCUUCAUUGAAUCAUCCAACCCAACAAUGUUUUUUUCACAAAAGGAUCCUAAAGUUUCAAAAUUCCAAGUCUUCCAGGGUCUGUUGUAGUAGUUCUCAAGAUGCCAAGAACCAAAACAAUGGAGAAGAGCCUCCAGAGUCAUUAUUUCUGAAGGAAUUAAAGAGGAGAGGUAUGACGCCUACAUCAUUGCUUGAGGAUUACAAGCAAACCAACUAUGGAGUUGAUGAAGAGGCGUUUGUGAAUGAAGAAGAUAGGGGUUUCCUGAACAGAAAAACAGUGUCAACCAAUAUUGAAAGGGGUCUAGAGAAUCAGAGGGAACGGUCUAUGGCGCUGAACAGUGAAGGUCUUGAGGGCUUGGUACCUCGAGCUAAACUUCUAUUGACACUUGGAGGAACAUUCUUCUUGGCAUUUGGACCAUUGAUCCUCAUAACCGUGGCAUUUUUUUCGGCUCUUUACUUCUAUUUCGGACCAAGUUUUAUCCACGACGGAAGCAAGAUGUCAAUAUCACCUCCACAAUAUGUGGACCCUUAUGCACUCUUAGAAGAUGAAAGGAUAUCUCAGAUAGCUCCUCGGCUAAAUUAAAGGCAACAUCACACGUACUUUUCUCUUAGGAACCUAUAGUCACAUAAAGUUUUACUUGGCUUCUGUUGAUUAGUUCCUUUGUAAAAUAUCAUCCAGGGAGAACUUGUUAUGUAUUUUGCAGUCAUCAUUGACACAAUUAUUUGCAUGUGUCUUUUGCAUUUUGCAUAUAUGUUAUGUAUAGUUUAUUUAAAUCUAAAUGAAAGCCUGGUUAGAAGUAGCAU